Molecule: messenger RNA, 3233 nt
Organism: Salvelinus sp. IW2-2015
Lineage: Eukaryota; Metazoa; Chordata; Actinopteri; Salmoniformes; Salmonidae
Product: zinc finger E-box-binding homeobox 1-like
Source: RefSeq, a predicted model, not a curated record
AGGACUGUGGCUCUGAAGAGGAGGAUGAGGAGGAAGGGGAAGAGGAGGAGGAGGAGGAGGGGGGUAAAGAUGCCCUGGUAGAGGAGAUGCUACAGCAGGGGGAUACAGCGGUCAUCUACCCCGAAGCUCCAGAGGACGAGCAGAAGAGCAUGGCUGAGAGAAGGGUCCCAGACGAGAAUGGCACGCCAGACGCUCUUUCCCAGCUCCUGACCUGCCCGUACUGCUCGCGGGGCUACAAGCGCUGCACCGCCCUGAAGGAGCACAUCAAGCUGCGCCACGAGAAGAGCGAGGACAACUUCAGCUGCUCCCAGUGCAGCUACACCUUCGCCUACCGCACACAGCUGGACCGUCAUAUGACCCAACACAAGACUCAACACAAGGAACCUGUACAGCGCCACAUGCCCCAAACCACGACAACAACAGGGGGGAAUAGGAAGUUCAUGUGUACAGAGUGUUCCAAGGCUUUUAAAUACAAGCACCACCUGAAGGAGCACCUACGUAUUCACAGCGGAGAGAAGCCAUACGAGUGCCCCAACUGCAAGAAGAGGUUUUCCCACUCGGGGUCCUACAGCUCCCACAUCAGCAGUAAGAAGUGUGUUGGCAUGGUGCCUGUCAACGGUACCCCCCGACCAGUCAUGAAGGCCUCCCAGACCCCCAGCACCCAGAACCAGCUUUCCAGCACUGCCCCCGUAGCCCCUACCCGACUGCUCCUCCGGGGGGAGAAGACAGAUGGCAAGCCCCUUCAGGAGCAGCUCCCCGUCAACCAGAUCAAAUCAGAGCCGGUGGAAUAUGAGUACAAGCCGGUAGCGGUGGGGCCCAACGGGGCGGCAGGGACUAAUGGGACAGUGUUUACCGGUGGCAUGGCGGUAUCCCAGGGCACGGCGCUGCCACAGGGCAUGGUCCAAGCGGUGGUACUGCCCACCGUUGGUUUGAUGUCUCCUAUCAGUAUUAAUCUCAGCGACCUGCAGAACGUACUCAAGGUGGCCAUGGAUGGGAACGUGUUUCGCCAGGUGCUGGGGACGGCCAACGGGCUGGUGACGUCCAAGCAGGGGGUGGUGGGGCAGGCUGGGCAGCAGGUCAUCUCAGCCAUCAGCCUCCCUGGCUUCGUGGACCAAGACGGAACCACCAAGAUCAUUAUUAACUACACCUUGGAGCCCAGCUUGGCCCAACAGCCCAGCGCACCUCAGCUCCUCAAGAAGGAACCUCCCCCUGCCCCCACCACCACAAACACACAGCCAGCCUCCAAAGUAACAGAGAAACUCACCCAGGCCCUCAGCAUCAUCAAGACCGAGCAGCCCGACUCUGAGUCUGAGAAGGAGAUGGAGAAAGACGAGGCUCGGGCCGAGGCAGAGCAGAGUAAGGAGGGUGAAACACCAAAGGCCCAGACAGGCAAGACAACAUGUCUGCUGUGUGAUGACUGUCCUGGUGGUUUGGAUGCUUUGCACAUGCUCCAGCACUGUAAACCUACUAAUGGGGAGGGGGGCGACGGCAGCCCCCUGGACCCCUCUAUCGCCGCCCUGCUGGCAGAAGCAGGGAUAACACCAGGCCAGCCCCCUCUGAAGAACCUGCUCUCCCUCCUCAAGGCCUACUUUGCCUUAAACGCAGAGCCCACCGAGGAAGAGCUGGCCAAGAUCUCCGACAACGUCAGCUUGCCCGUGGACAUAGUCAAGAAAUGGUUUGAGAAGAUGCAGUCCGGUCAGACUACUGCCGAGCCGCCUGGUUCCUCUUCCCCUCUACCUUCAACAGGUCCUAGCACAGAGACCCAGGCGGCCCAAGAGAAGAGCGGCCAGCAGACAGAGGAGCAACUCGCCUCGGCCCAAACCCAGGAGACAUCGUCUUCCCAACCUCCCAGCAGUUCCCCUGCCUCGACCUCCGCCUCCCCCUUGGUCUCAGCCUCGGCUCCCUCACCACUAAACCUCUCCUCCAGCGGCCAGGUCAUCGUGAAAACGGAGGAGGACUCGGAGGGCGAGUCUCAAGAUCUUCCCCUGGACCUGUCCCUGCCCAGGCAGCCCCAAUCAGAGCCCCAGGUCCCCCAUGUCCCCCAGGAGCAACCCCUCAACCUCACCUGUUUGAAGAAGGAAACGCCCCAGCUCCAGUCCCAGCUCCAGGCCCAGCUCCAGGCGCAGCUCCAACCCCAGCUCCAGGCCCAGCUCCAGGCCCAGCUCCCAGGGUUCCAAACCCAGCUCCAGGCUCAGGGAACCACCAACACCAUCUACGUCACUUCCCCAUCGCAGAUGGCCACCUCCAGCCCGGUUAAUAUCAUGACCACCCAGCUAGUAGCCAUCACCAACCAGGGCAGCGGCGUGCCCUGUCUCAGGGCCAUCUCCACUGGCACCACCAAACGGACUAUCCUCAUCCCCCAGCUUACCUACACAUACACCACUAAAGCAUGCAGCAACGCCACUGGGGCCGACGGAGCCCAGAAGACCGUCAUACUCAACGGCUGCCAGGAGGAGGAGAAGGCUGACACCAGUUCGGAGAGCGUGUCGGCUGUCGAGGAGCAGAACGACUCGGACUCAGCCCCUCCGCAGAGGAAGAUGCGUCGGCUGGAGAGCGGCAUGUACGCCUGUGACCUGUGUGACAAGAUCUUCCAGAAGAGCAGCUCCCUGCUCAGGCAUAAAUACGAACACACAGGAAAACGUCCACACGAGUGUGGCAUCUGCAACAAAGCCUUCAAACACAAGCACCACUUGAUAGAGCACACGCGUCUGCACUCCGGAGAGAAGCCUUACCGGUGUGACAAGUGUGGCAAGUGUUUCUCCCACUCUGGCUCCUACAGCCAGCACAUGAACCACCGAUACUCAUACUGCAAGAAGGAGCCCCAAGGAGAUCAUCAGGUGGGGCGUCGGCUCAGGAUGACCCCCGAAACGAGCCCCCGAGCAGAGGAGCAGCAGUCAGACAGCCGGCCCACCUCCCCUCCCUCCCAACUGGACUCAGACGAGAGGGAGAGUGAGGAGGAGCUGGAGGAAGAGGAAGGAGAGGAGGAAGGCAUGGAAGCCAUGAGCAUGGACGACAUACGGGUGGUGCAGGUGGGCGAGGACGGCGAAGAGGGUGAGAUCUACGAGGUGGAGGAGUUUGGAGAGGAGAGGCAAGAGGAGGAGGAAGAAGGGAGCAGAGAGGAGGAGGCACAGCAGGAAGAGGAGGAGGGACAGCAGGAAAAGGAGGAGGAAGGGAGGAGAGAGGAAGAGAAGUCUGUACAGCAGGAGCAGGUGUGUGAGGAAGAGGAGGAAGGG